Messenger RNA from Oncorhynchus nerka (sockeye salmon), 4837 nucleotides. Its product is annotated as diacylglycerol kinase theta-like. NCBI's taxonomy places the organism in Eukaryota, Metazoa, Chordata, Actinopteri, Salmoniformes, Salmonidae. The transcript has 24 exons. The record is from RefSeq and is a predicted model, not a curated record. Bases 471 to 3185 code for a protein of 904 amino acids. Gene Ontology annotation, molecular function: ATP-dependent diacylglycerol kinase activity.
AGGAAACUGCUAUAGAAACCUCAUUCCUGUCUUUCAAAAAUAUGGCGGUAUUAUCACCCAGUUAAAUUCAUUGCAGUCAGGGGUACUUGGAGACGACAGUUAACCUGAUGACGUUUUUCUGCGUCUGAGUUUAGCUAGCCAACGUCGCCAUGACAUCGCCUACAAACGUUAUCGGGGAUUUCUAUUAGAGAAGCAGUUUCUGCUUAUCUUCAUACUGUGCUGUCUUUGUUAAUAUUAUCUGACGAUAGUCACUCACUUUUUUUGCCUGGACGCGGAGGGCGGAUGCAAACGACUACACAGAGCUAUGAAAACUGCGGGCGUAAAAAUGAGCUAAUUAGUUAUGCGGGCGUAAAAAUUGGCUAAUUAGUCAGCUUGACACGUACGUUUUGAUGGAUUUUCGUUGAACUUGCUUUCUUCCUUGCGAGCAAAUGUAGCCUGCUAGCUAACGUUAGUCAGUAAGCUUAUUUUUAAUGUUUCCAGGUGACGAGCGACACGACUCAGAUACGAUGGCAGACAGCGCUGGAGCUAAGAAUGAUAAUUCCAUAAUGGAAAGUCCACCCGUUAGCCCCUUGUCCGGGAGGGAAAAGCCUCCAGAGUCCCCUGGCUCUCGCUCAAGGUACCAGGUCAGCGCACCCGGACACAGUUUUAGGAAAGUGACUCUCACCAAGCCAACGUUCUGUCACAACUGCAGUGAUUUCAUAUGGGGUCUUAACGGAUUCGUUUGUGAAGUGUGUAACUUUAUGUGCCAUGAAAAGUGCCUGAAGAUGGUGAGGACUGUGUGUUCAUGCAUGGCCCCAACACAGGUGCGGGUCCCUGUCGCCCAUUGCUUUGGUCCAGCAGGGCAGAAAAAGAGAUUCUGCUGUGUGUGUCGAAAGCAUCUGGAGGGAAACACUGCCGUUCGUUGUGAAGUUUGUGAGCUGCAUGCCCACUAUGACUGUGCUACGUUCAGUUGUGGCGACUGCCGUCUCUGUCACCAGGAUGGGAGUCAGGACUUUGAUACGUUCCCCCACCACUGGCGGGAGGGGAACAUUCCUUCAGGUGCACGCUGUGAGGUCUGCCGGCGCACCUGUAGCUCCUCAGACGUCCUGGCGGGGAUGCGGUGUCAGUGGUGUGGUAUUACGACACACGCUGCCUGUUAUCUCAUUGUGCCGCCAGAGUGCGGUCUGGGACGGCUACGCAACAUGCGUCUUCACCCUGCUUGUGUGAGAAUCUGCUCGAGGAACUUUAGCAAGAUGCACUGCUACCGCAUCUCUGAGAGCUACCAGAAUGAGCUGGAUAACUUGGAAGAUGCUGACAGACCUACAAAGGAGAGCCAGCUGGCAACCACACCAGAUUCCGGGAAGCAGGUUCUCAAGGUGUUCGAUGGAGAUGAUGCAGUCAAGCGUAGCCACUUCCGUUUGGUCUCCAUUCCUCGGAUAACCAAGAAUGUGGAAGUAGUGGAGUCAGCAUUGAGGGCCUUUUACAUCCCAGAUGACCCCCUGGAAUAUGAGCUCCAAGACAACGGCCAGCAGGCUCUAGUCGAUGACGACGUCCUCAACCAUAACGGCACCCCCGAUAAGGCAAUCUUUAAGGAGAAUGUGCCCGAGGCGUGGCUCCUAAGGGCCAAACCUCAGGAAACAGAGGUCCUCAGGAUCUAUGCCGGCUGGCUCAAGGUUAUUGUGGCGUACAUAUCCAUCUCCAAGAACAGCACUGUGGAUUCUGUCAUUAAGGAGGUCCUCACUCAACUGGGAAAACAGAAUGAAGACCCAUCAAGCUUCAAUCUUGUGGAGGUUUACAUGGGCAGUAAGCAAGUUCAGAGACGAGUGCUGACAGGCCAUGAGCUGCUGCUGGACAAACUGCAGGAGAUAAGGAAGAUCUCCCUGAGGCAGAUGAACCAGACCCGUUUCUACAUCGUGGAGAGCAGGAACAGGAUUGUGCAGGUCAACCUGCUUCUAGAGGGACUGCCUGUACAGCUGAGCAAGGAGCAAUAUGCAGACCUGCUACAGGAGCAUUUAGCUAUCAAGAGUCACUUGGUCACCAUCACACAUGUUUACGGGAACCAAGGUGCAGUGGUGUUGCAGAUAUCGUGUUUCUCUGAGGCUGAGAGGAUCUACAUGUUAGCCAAAGACACAUCUGUCAGCAACCAGCAGCUCACCUCUCUUGUCCUACCAGAGAUCAUGCACAACAAGUUACCCAAAGGUGACUCGCCCCUACUGGUGUUUGUCAACCCUAAGAGCGGUGAGCUGAAGGGCAGAGAGCUCCUCUAUGGUUUCCGGAAGCUUCUGAACCCCCACCAAGUGUUUGACAUGAACAAUGGGGGACCAUUGUCUGGACUCCACACAUUUAGGGCGGUGCCCCGCUUCCGGGUGCUGGUGUGUGGGGGAGAUGGGACAGUGGGCUGGGUCCUGGGAGUCUUGGAGGCCAUCAGACACAAGCUGGUCUGUCCCGAGCCCCCCGUCGGCAUCGUCCCACUCGGCACAGGUAACGACCUGGCGCGGAUCCUGCGCUGGGGGGCGGGCUACAGCGGAGAGGACCCCCACCACAUCCUGGUAUCUGUGGACGAGGCGGAGGAGGUGCAGAUAGACCGUUGGACUAUUCUGCUGGAUGCACAGGAGAUCACAGAUGACGGCAAGGAGAACGGCUUCCUGGAACCACCAAAGAUAGUGCAGAUGAACAACUAUUUUGGGCUGGGCAUCGAUGCUGAAGUCAGUCUGGACUUCCACCAUGCCCGUCAAGAGGAACCAGGGAAGUUCAACAGCAGGUUUCACAACAAAGGUGUGUACCUGAAGGUGGGUCUGCAGAAGCUGAGUCACACACGGAACCUUCACAAGGACCUCAAACUACAGGUGGACAAGCAAGAUAUAGAACUGCCCAGCAUAGAAGGCCUCAUCUUCCUAAACAUCCCCAGCUGGGGCUCCGGGGCAGACCUGUGGGGAUCAGAGGGUGACUCGCGCUACGGGAAACCUCGCAUUGACGAUGGCAUGCUGGAGGUGGUGGGGGUGACUGGGGUGGUACACAUGGGCCAGGUGCAGAGCGGCAUGCGCUCUGGGAUCCGUCUCGCCCAGGGCAACUACGUGCGUAUCACAGCGACCAAGCCCAUCCCUGUGCAGGUGGAUGGAGAGCCCUGGAUCCAGGCCCCCGGACAUAUCUUCAUAUCUGCAGCAGGCCCAAAGGUGCGGAUGUUGAGGAAGUACAAACACAAGUAGAAGAAGCAGUCUGCCAGCCUAAAAGAGGGGCUAUCUGAAUGCCCUUCGUCCAGCGAUGGGGGACAAUGAGCCCCCCCCCAACAUCUGCUCCUUGGUCUGUUGGCUACUCUAAACAGCUGUGACCUGUGUGCCCAAUAGGUUCUCAGAUGGUUUGUGUAGUUAGCACUUAUAGCUCCUGGAGUGGUACAUUGACAAAACAUUUAGCAGUCACUCCCAUUAUCAUCUUAAUGUUUAUCAAUUUCACAGUUGUUGGGUUCGGUUUGCCCCUGUUAGGAUCCUUCAGAUUAGCUUCUUGUCUAAUUUGUUGCUUUAUUUUUUGUUUUUCAGUCCAUCAGAGUUGUUAUGGCCUGGUAUUUUAUGAGCGACAUACAUGGUAACAAUUUUAUAGUGGUACUAUCUGGUACUUAUUAAAAAUGAUUCAAUAAUACAUUUUGAAACAAAUAGUACUAAGUAGAAUUUGGUACCAAGUAGUUACAAUGAAUCAAUAAGAUACCAAGAUGUACUAUAUAUAUAUAUAUACGGACACCCCUUCAAAUGAGUGGAUUUGACUAUUUCAGCCACACCCGUUUCUGACGGGUGUAUAAAAUCGAGCACACAACCAUGCAAUCUCUAUAGACAAACAUUGGCAGUAGAAGGGCCUUCCUGAAGAGCUCAGUGACUUUCAACGUGGCAUAGGAUGCCCUCAUAGGAUGCCACCUUUCCAUCAAGUCAGUUUGUCAAAUUUCUGCCCUGCUAGAGCUUCCCCGGUCAACUGUAAGUGCUGUUAUAGUGAAGUGGAAACAUCUAGGAGCAACGGCUCAGCCGUGAACUGGUAGGCCACAGAACGGGACCGCCGGGUGCUGAGGUGUGUAGCUCGUAAAAAUUGUCUGUCCUCUGUAGAAACACUCCCUACCGAGUUUCCGAACUGCCUCUGGAAGCAACGUCAGUACAAGAACUGUUCGUUUGGAGCAUCAUGAAAUGGGUUUCCAUCGCUGAGCAGCCUCACACCAGCCUAAGAUUACCAUGCGCAACGCCAAGCGUCGGCUGGAGUGGAAACCCAUUGGACUCUGGAGCACUUGAAACAUGUUCUCUGGAGUGAUGAAUCACACUUCACUGUCCGAUGGACUAAUCUGGUUAUGGCGGAUGCCAGGAGAACGUUACCUGCCCUAAUAAUGGUCUGGGGCUGUUUUUCAUGGUUCAGGCUAGCCCCCCCAUGCACAAAGCGAGGUCCAUACAGAAAUGGUUUGUCGAGACGCGUGGAAGAACUUGACUGGCCUGCGCAGAGCCCUGACCUUUGGGAUGAAUUGGAAUGCUGACAGCGAGCCAGGCCUAAUUGCCCAACAUCAUUGCCUGACCUCACUAAUGCUCUUGUUGCUGAAUUGAAGCAUGUCCCCGCAGCAAUGUUCCAACAUCUAAUGGAAAGCAUAACAGAAGAGUGGAGACUGUUUAUAGCAGCAAAGCGGGGACCAACUUUUGGAAUGAGAUGUUUGACGAGCAGGUGUCCACAUACUCUUGGUCAUAUAGUGUAUUUAUAAGAUGUAAUUACACUGCUACCAUGUAAAUACCAGACUGUAAAAUAAAGUGUAAAUGUUGCUUUUUCGAAGUUCAGACAUCGAGCUGCUUCAGAGAGUCCUGUGAGUCAAAUACUGGAUUAAAAUGUCAAAUAUUCCAGA